UAGGGGCGGAUGGAGGCGGCGCGGAGGCCGCGGCCCGGGCUACGCCGCCGGAGGCCGUCCCCGGGGGCCGGCGGCCGCGGGGCGCCCCUCCCGGGGGACGGCGGCGAGUGCGCGCGGCCGUGGGCGGAGCUGCUGCGCGCCGCGAGCGCGGAUCUGAGCCCCGACGGAGAGCUGCCGCCGCUGCCCGCCUUCCCCGGCCCGGAGCCCGGCGGCGGCCCGGAGCGCAGCGCGCCCCCCGAGGUGUUCACCGUGGGAGCCCGCACCUUUUCCUGGACGCCCUUCCCGCCGGCCCCGAGGGGAGACGGGGGCCCAGGACGAUCCUACCGCGUGCUCCUUGGGGCCCGGGGACGCUCGGGGUCCCCGGCCCGGUCCCCGCAGCGACGCCCCGAACCGGAGCCCCGCGGGACCCCUGGAGCCCGGGAGCAGCUGUGGGAGGCCGCGCCGACCCUGCGGAGCUGCCCCAUGUGCCAGGCCAACUUCUCCCCCGGUCUGGACGUCGAUCGCCACCUUGCUCAGUGCUUGGCGGAAAGUGCAGAAGACGUGGUGUGGUGAGCCGACGUUCCCGCCAGCCCAGCCCGUGCAGAGGCCCCGGCCCUCGGCCAGAACCAUGUCCUCCGCCUUGAAAGCCGCGUAUUAAAAGUGUAGACUUGGGGCGCCUGGGUGG
Molecule: messenger RNA, 664 nt
Organism: Lontra canadensis (Northern American river otter)
Lineage: Eukaryota; Metazoa; Chordata; Mammalia; Carnivora; Mustelidae
Gene: FAAP20
Product: FA core complex associated protein 20
Exons: 4
Coding region: 10-552 (180 amino acids)
Biological process (GO): DNA damage response
Molecular function (GO): K63-linked polyubiquitin modification-dependent protein binding; ubiquitin binding
Source: RefSeq, a predicted model, not a curated record